UGUCACCGCCCACAUCAGUCAUAUGACCGCGGUGUUUAGGGUUUCUGUGAGGAGGAAGUGAUUGCUGUUUAUUGCGCUUCAGUUAUUGCGCAAAGUUUGGCUCUGAUGCUAUAGUAUCAUAGCUUUCUUCGUCAAAGAACGGCCGAGAGAAUACUGAACAGCAUGGUCACAAGGGCUGGUUUGAUGGGAGUACGAAGCUGGAUCGCAUUACUUUUUUCAGUUCUAUCGCCAAGUCGAUGCACCUCUUUUGGCCAGAUUGACCCCCUGGUCUAUGAUGAGCAGUUGCUGUGGGUGAGGGGCGGGGCAGGAGAGGUGGACACUUACCGGAUCCCACUGCUCUCCUUCACCCCCAAGGGCAGUCUGCUGGCCUUCGCUGAGGCCCGGAAGAAGUCCGCCUGUGACGUGGGGGCCAAGUUCCUUGCCAUGCGACGGUCCACAGACCGAGGUGCCACGUGGUCUCCCACCACCUUCAUAGUAAACGAUGGCGUCCUGGCUGACGGACUGAACCUCGGUUCAGUGGUGGUGGAUGAGGAGACUGGCUCUGUGCUACUGAUCUACUCUCUGUGCUUCCACCAGUACCAGUGUGACCCCGCCAGUAUAAUGCUGGUGGAGAGCAUGGACGACGGACUCAGCUGGAGGCCACCAAGGAACCUCUCGGUCCAGCUGGGGGUCAAGAACUUCGUCCCUGGGCCCGGCUUCGGCAUUCAGAAGCACUACCCUCCUGCUAAGGGGCGUCUGGUGGUGUGUGGACAUGGCACCCUGGAGGGUGACGGGGUCUUCUGCAUUCUGAGUGACGAUCACGGACGAAACUGGAGGAAUGGCGCCGCGCUGAAGAGCAUCCCCUACAACCAGCCCAAACAAGCCCUGGACUUCAACCCAGAUGAGUGCCAGCCUGUAGAGAUGGAGGACGGUAGCAUCGUCAUCAACGUGCGCAACCAGAACAACUACCACUGCCGAUGCCGCAUGGUGGUGCGCAGCCUGGACGGGGGUGAGACGCUACCCUUGGAGCAGCUGUUGUUUGACUCCACCCUGAUAGACCCUGUGGUAGCGGCAGGGGCGCUGCAGAAGGAAGGCGUGAUGUACUUCACCAACCCAGCUGACAAUACUCACAGGGUCAACCUAACCCUGCGCUGGUCUCUGACCAAUGGCACGUCGUGGGAGAAGAAGGCCGUCCAGAUCUGGGCGGGGCCAAGCGGCUACUCCUGUAUGACAUCACUUACGAGCGGCGGCGCAGAGGACAGGAAGUUUAUCUUCGUCAUCUACGAGAAAGGCCACAAGGACUACUAUGAGACCAUCUCCUUUGCCAAGAUCCACCUCUACGGUGGACUGUAGUAGAAUAAGGCUGGGGGGGUGGGUACUUGGUAGAGUCUGCUUCUAACCACUAGUCCAUGGUCAGGGUCCGUAUUCUCAAAGCCUCUCGGAAUGCUGAACUAGGAUACAUUUGGGCUUUUAGAUCAUAAUGAAUUAGAUGACAUGGACGGGGGACCUGAUCCUAGAUCAGCACUCCUACUCAGAUGCUUUUUUAAUUUUUAUUUAAUCCCAAAUUUUUAUCCGCUUAAUAAUAGUUAUGGUUAGGAUGGGGAUUGGUGAAUUUCAUCUGUGGUUAGGGUAUUUCAUCUGUGGUUAGGGGGAGGAAGGGGGACUCAUUCGACUUUGCAACACAACUUUAUUUUGGUAGGUGAAGGGAGACAUGGAGAAAUACAAACUACUGCUGUUGUAUGGCACCAAGAAUGACAGGUUUGUGCCAUUUUAUCUUUAGGUGGCUUUUAAAUACAUCAUGAUUUUAUUAAUUAGGGCAAAACGUAGCAAAACUCUUUUGCAACGGAAAAUGGACAUUUGCUUUUCUUAUUGGACAAGUUCAGGUAGUUCCUCCCUGUUUUAGUCUGUUUUCCUCAAUUUGGUGCCUAAUGUACAUUUAUUAGAAUGGCCCAAUCACAGGUACCCCGUCCUUUAAUGAAGCUAUGAUAGUCUGUAAUGAUUGGUGGUAUGUUGGUGUACUCUUCCUGACUGGGCCUCCCAUAGCUGAGAGAGGAAGAAAUCCCUCACUCACAUCUUUUAUUUUGUGAUGUGGAGAAGGAAAAAGGUUUGGGCAAAAUAAAAUACAAAAUCAAGUGGACUUAAAGACCUUGCGUCUCCAAGCCAUACAAAUAUUUGGACAGACUUACUAAGCGUUUGCAAUUGUGCUAUUUCCAUAGGGCAAUUUUUUUUAACAAAGAGUAAAAAUAUAGCUUUAGAGGAGGACAUUUUAACGCCUAGUAAAUCUAGCUCUCAUGCAUAACAGAAUGGUUUCACUUUCAGAAUGGAUCUUGCCAACUUUUGGCAUGAGAGAAGACCGUAUGGUGAGACAAUAGUUUGAG
Messenger RNA from Oncorhynchus kisutch (coho salmon), 2357 nucleotides. Its product is annotated as sialidase-1-like. Gene Ontology annotation, molecular function: exo-alpha-sialidase activity. The coding region runs from base 163 to 1332 and encodes 389 amino acids. NCBI's taxonomy places the organism in Eukaryota, Metazoa, Chordata, Actinopteri, Salmoniformes, Salmonidae. The transcript is spliced from 6 exons. Gene Ontology annotation, cellular component: intracellular membrane-bounded organelle; cytoplasm; membrane. Gene Ontology annotation, biological process: ganglioside catabolic process; oligosaccharide catabolic process. The record is from RefSeq and is a predicted model, not a curated record.